UUUAUAUUUGCCCGCUGACUCUGAGCUGUUUUUUUUUUUUAAUACUGACACCUCACUGCGUUGCCGUUAGCUUACAUGCUAGCGGAGUUAGCUUAGCUUACUAACUGGGCCUUUAGUGCGCAGAAACCGUUUGAUUUAAGUUUGCGUCUUUGUGUGAAAAUGUCUAAAGUACAAAUUCUGAGAGCGUUACUGAAGCAGCAACUACCUGCAGAUGAUGAAGAAGAGAUAUUUGAGCUGCUUGAAAGAACAACAGCAGAAUACGAGGAGGAACUUUGUGGUUUAAAAGAGCAGAACGAACGACAAAGAAAACUACUAGAUGCUGCUUUCAAAGGCGAUGACAGUUUUUAUGAAGCAGUUGUGCAGCAGCUGUUGGUAAAAGAAGAUAUUCCUUGUCAGAAACCAGAGUGGAUUUGCACUCCAGACCAACAAAACCCAGAUUGUCAACAUGUUAAAGAAGAGGAGGAGGAGGAGGAGGAGCUCUGGACCAAUAAGGAACACCAGCACUUUCAGUUCCUGAAAAUUGAUAUGAAUAAGUUCCCAUUCCUCACUUCCAUUGUCAAGUGUGCAGACAAUGAUAUGAAACCUCAAUCCUCACAGUUUCAUCAGCCCCAAAUAGAGACUAGAGAGGAUGAUACGCCUGCCAGCAGUUCAACUGUACAGAGGAAAACAGGAGCUGAUGGAGAGGACUGGGAAGGAUCAGUACAACUUAGUAAAUUGGACGGAGAUCAUUAUUUACCACCAUGUACAGAUGACUUGGGUUCACAUUCUUCUGAAACUGACAGUGAUGAUGGGGAUGUUGAUUGGACAGAGCCCAAAGAACCGAAGUCAGGUUCUGAGAAAAAUAAGAAAAUUCCUGUUUGUGACAGGAGUUUUAAUGCUGGGAUGAAGCCAUUUACCUAUGAAUCUGAUCAAAGGCUUGGUUGCAAAGGAAAUCUGAUUAGAUGUGUGAAAAUUCAUACAGGAGGAAAACCAUUUAGCUGUUCUGAAUGUGGGAAAGCAUUUAGCCGAAAUAGCCAUCUGAAAACCCAUAUGAUAACUCAUACGGGACAGAAACCAUUUCAGUGUCCUGAGUGUGGUCAGUCAUUCGGUCAAAACUCUAAUCUGAAGACCCAUAUGAUAAUACAUACAGGAGAGAAACCAUUCAGCUGUUCUGAGUGUGAUAAAACAUUUAGCCAAAACAGCCAUCUGAAGACCCAUAUGAUAAUGCAUACAGGAGAGAAACCAUUCAGCUGUUCUGAGUGUGAUAAAACAUUUAGCCAAAGCAGUCUUCUGAAAACCCAUAUGAUAAUUCAUACAGGAGAGAAGUCAUUUAGCUGCCCUGAAUGUGGUAAAAUAUUUAGCCACAACAGCCACCUGAACACUCAUAUGAGAAAUCAUACAGGAGAGAGACCUUUUAGUUGUUCUCUGUGUGGUAAAACGUUUGGUCUAAAGGGCAAUCUGAAGAUCCACAUGAUCAGUCAUACAGGAGAUAAACCUUUUCAUUGCACUGAAUGUGGUAAAACAUUUGGCCUGAAGGGCAAUCUGAAGAUGCACAUGAUUAGUCAUAAAGGAGAGAAACCUUUUUGCUGUUCAGAGUGUGGACAGCGAUUUGUUGAAAAGGGCGGUCUGAAAAGACAUACGAGAAGGCACUUUUUGUAAACUGUUUUAGUUGGCUUGUGCCAGUUUUUGUCAUGUAAAAACUAUAAUACAUGCAUUACACAAGAGAAUUUGCUUAAUUUAAAAUGGAAAAUACUCCAACUACUUCCCACUUUUUAAAAAUACCCUUUCAUUGGUUGUUUUAUGUGCAACAAAUGACCAUGAAACUGACCUCAGCUGUCUGUUUGGAAAGCAAAGAUAUUAUGGUAUGAUAAAUAUAAUUGGAUGUAGGUACAUUAUCACAUGAGUAAAGCUUUACAAAGAUAAGUGGUUGGACAUGUGUCAGUAACAGUGUUCAGUGGUUUUUCAUAUGUGAUGUCAGUUAAACUUUGUGUGUCAUUAAUUUUCUCUCUGAUUUAGCAUAUUAAUUCCACUACAUGUCUGAACUACAUUAUUUGCUUGAAAUGUAGUCAUUAAGAAAUACAAACAGCAUGUCACUCCAUUGCAAAGCAGUUCUUAAAAACUUAGUGACCAUGCAAGAAGUAGCCUUUUGAGGGAAGCCACCAAGACACCCAUGCUAGUGUUAAAUUCUAAAGGAGUUAAAUUCUUCUCUGGCUGCAACUUGAUAGAGUGGGAAUAGUGUGAGUUUUCUAUUUUGUUUUACUGGUUACAUAACAUCAUGGUGGAAAGGAGGAGAGAUGGAAUUUUGUUUAAAAGAAGUUGAAUUUUCAGCUGCAGUUUGCUGAAAGGCAUGCUGGAGAUUCAAGUCUAGAUCUGAUCUGUUUCCUUGUAUGAAAGUUCUUCUCUAUCCCACUCCAUCAUGAAGCUGUGAUGGGUGAUGCAACAGACCAAAUUUGCCAUAUGCAUAAGCUUUCUAUUCACACUGACAAAAGCCUAUAAUUCCAUCAGAGAUGCCAUGUGUCUUGGUGGCUUCCCUCAGUGGUCUCCAUGUACAGUCAAUCAGUUUUUGAGAACUGCCUAAUCCAGAUAGAUUAACCAUACAGUAGCAUACCGUUUGCAUUUCUUAAUGAUUCAUGUCAAUAAAGUCCAAGAUAUAUUCAGUGACUUGGAAAUGUUCAUGUAUCCAUCCCCUGACUUAUCUAAAAACAACUGGGUGUAAAAGUGAUAAUUUACUUGAGUUAUAUGAAAGGGUACUAUUUUUGGAUAUCUUUAUAUCAAGUUGUAGAGAUUUGUUUUCGGUUUAAUUUAAAAAAUUUUAAUGUAGGGAAGUCUAAAUUCCCACCACUGAUGGUAUGAGCCAAUGUUUAAAAGCCCAAAGGGGUGAAUACGUUUUAUAGGCAGUCACUGUGUAGCCUGAUUCACAGCCAAAAGGAUAUCAAAACAUUCA
Messenger RNA from Thalassophryne amazonica, 2923 nucleotides. Its product is annotated as gastrula zinc finger protein XlCGF57.1-like. Gene Ontology annotation, biological process: negative regulation of transcription by RNA polymerase II; regulation of cytokine production; regulation of immune system process. The record is from RefSeq and is a predicted model, not a curated record. The transcript is spliced from 2 exons. Lineage: Eukaryota; Metazoa; Chordata; Actinopteri; Batrachoidiformes; Batrachoididae. The coding region runs from base 160 to 1638 and encodes 492 amino acids.